AUGGCAGGAAAACGACGAAAACGUUUGAUAACACCACCAGGAAGGCACAGACAUGAGGCCUACAACGGAAACGAUUAUGAUGUGAAAUGCGUUGUACUGGCUCACGAAACAGAAAUGUCGGCAAGGAAGUUGGAGGCGGUUUGGAUUCUUAAAAGAAGCCCUUCAAUGAAUAAUAGGAAUAUCAAAUCAUCUGUGUCGUCGCUGGUGAUCUACACGCAGCAAUACUCAUUCGCUGGUACACUGAGUGACAAGUGCGUGCAAUCAGCUGCGCCACAUCCGGUGGAGCAACACCUCUUCGAUUCCCACAGCUGGGAACCGAGGCUACUGCGUCUCGAGAGAGUUGACGACCUCAGCUUCGAAUACCGUGUGAUCCACGCACUUCUUUUUGCGAAGGUUAAACUUCAGGACACAAAACACAUGACAGUCGGAAGGAAUCAGCUCGGAGGAAUAGACGAGAAAGUAAUGUUCUUCGCGUUCUAUGUUGGAAAUGAUGUUGUGUCCACAUUUCAACAGAAACUUGCUGUGAACUCGACCAGCUGUUCUUUGACCAUGAACAUCGACAACACGCGAAGCUCCAUCAGUUCAAUGCAGCAAAUAAACCAAGAAUACAGCUUCAUUCUUUUCACGGAUGUUUCUCGAACAUUAGGUCCAUUCAAAUCGCUCGACGCUAUCUCGAAAUUGGACUCAAUCAGAUCGAAUUCUAGUAUCACUGGAAUGAGCCAAACCUCGGUGAUGAAAGAGUAUAUCAAGCAGUCCACUGGAAACAAUAUGGAUCAGCUCGUGUUUUACAUACCCUGCAGCUAUGUUUACAGAGGUGACUCCGACCAAGCAAAUUUCGUUCAACUAAUGAAGGAUGCGGGCACCAGCGACAGAACACUUAUUGUUUCACUUACAAACAAUGCUACAGAUGUUGGCAAAUGGUAUGAACAGGGAGAUCAGAACGUCAUUGGAAUAGACACACCAAACGCUGUGAAUAAAACUGUGGCAUUUGAGAAAAACGCAGCGGGAGAUGAGCACAAGCACAGAGACCCGAGAAAUUUCUUUGUACGAACCAAGUUUUCCCACGAUGCACAUUCUCUCACCGUUGUCAGUGGAUCUCCCAGCGAAGCCGUUGAGUCCAAAUCUACCAUUAUGACAAACGUACAAUUAUUGGCUAUUAUAAUGCAAUACUGUAGCACGACAGUGCAAUACGCGGGUCAAACAGAGAGCAUCCAGUCACUUCUUCCACUGCACAGCCUACAACCACAGGCGCUUCUACGUCAAGUGGAACUUCUGCAUCGAGAACAGCAACCUCAGUCACUUCCUUCACUGCACAGCCUACAACCACAGGCGCUUCUACGUCAAGUGGAACUUCUGCAUCGAGAACAGCAACCUCAGUCACUUCCUCCACUGCACAGCCUACAAGCACAGGCGCUUCUACGUCAAGUGGAAUUGCUUCGGCAUCAGCAACAGCAACCUCAGUCACUUCCUCCACUGCACAGCCUACAAGCACAGGCGCUUCUACGUCAAGUGGAACUUCUUGGAACAGCAACCUCAGUCACUUCCUCCACUGCACAGCCUACAAGCACAGGCCUUCUACGUCAAGUGGAACUUCUACAUUUUUAG
Necator americanus (New World hookworm) is the source of this 1605-nucleotide messenger RNA. RefSeq lists its product as uncharacterized. Lineage: Eukaryota; Metazoa; Nematoda; Chromadorea; Rhabditida; Ancylostomatidae. The transcript has 9 exons. The record is from RefSeq and is a predicted model, not a curated record. Bases 1 to 1605 code for a protein of 534 amino acids.